Messenger RNA from Penicillium alfredii, 1857 nucleotides. RefSeq names its product MDR family MFS transporter. NCBI's taxonomy places the organism in Eukaryota, Fungi, Ascomycota, Eurotiomycetes, Eurotiales, Aspergillaceae. The coding region runs from base 1 to 1857 and encodes 618 amino acids. The transcript is spliced from 4 exons. Gene Ontology annotation, biological process: transmembrane transport. Gene Ontology annotation, molecular function: transmembrane transporter activity. The record is from RefSeq and is a predicted model, not a curated record.
AUGUCAACCUUCUUCAAAGCCGAGUCGCCAACACAGGCGGAUUUGAAUGACAAGAACACGGCCUCGGAUUCCGACAGCCAGUCCAAAGGCAAAACAUCAAAACCUUCCAGCGAGAAAGAGAGUACCCUGGUCGAUGAGCCUAUCAGAAACUCCACGACCGAUGAUGCUAGCAGAGACGCGAACCCCAAUAACUCCUCUAGGGAAGCCGUUCCCAACGAAAACUCGAAUAAAGAGACGCUGCCUAAAGACGAGUCCGACAAACAGUCUGCCAAUGAAGAUGCAAACAAGGAGGGUACAGACACCGAUACUGUUCCCCAUGAUGACGACGCCGAAUACCCAUCUUCAUGGAGAUUGGCCUUCAUUACCAUUGCGCUAUGCCUCUGCGUGUUCUGCGUGGCCCUGGAUAAUACGAUUAUUGCGACGGCUAUUCCCAAAAUCACCGACCAGUUCAACUCCCUCCAGGAUGUCGGCUGGUAUGGUAGUUCGUACCUGCUGACCACUUGCUCCGUGACUCUGAUGUUCGGCAAAUUCUACACCUUCUAUUCGAUCAAGUGGAUUUAUUUGCUUGCCCUCUCUAUCUUCGAAGUCGGCUCCUUGGUCUGUGGCGUGACGCCGACCUCGGUCGGACUGAUCUGUGGCCGUGCCAUUGCCGGCCUGGGAGCUGCCGGGUUGUUCUCGGGGUCGAUUCUCAUCAUCAGUCAGAGUGUGCCAUUGGUUAAGCGACCUAUGUACACGGGUCUGGUUGGCUCGAUGUUUGGCAUUGCCAGUGUUGCCGGUCCUCUAAUGGGAGGUGCCUUCACUGACCACCUGACCUGGCGCUGGUGCUUCUACAUCAACUUGCCCAUCGGAGCCGUCACUUUCUUCUUCAUCUUAUUUUUCUUUAAGGCACCCAAGCCCAUCAAGACCAAGACUGGAUGGAAGGGCCAGCUGGCCGAGUUUGACCUUCUCGGGUCCCUUUUCUUCUUGCCGGCGAUCAUCAGUCUGCUGCUGGCACUGCAAUGGGGCGGCACCAGAUACCCAUGGGGAAACGGACGCGUCAUUGCGCUCUUCGUGGUGUUUGGCGUGCUGAUUCUGGUCUUCAUUGGCCUGCAAUACUGGGGUCAAGACCGUGCUACGGUGCCGCCGCGUCUGAUCAAGAACCGCAACGUGUGGGGUGCUGCCUGGUAUGCCCUGGCCAUCGGUGCGGCGUUUUUCGUCCUGACCUACUAUCUCCCCAUUUGGUUUCAGGCAAUCAAGGGCGCCACGGCUAUGAAAUCAGGAAUCAUGAAUCUGCCAAUGAUCAUCGCGGUCGUGGUAGUCUCUAUCCUAGCAGGUGGUCUUGUUACUGCGUGUGGCUACUAUACACCCUUCAUGAUCGCCUCGUCAGUCAUCAUGACAAUCGGUGCCGGGCUCCUCACUACGCUAAAGACCGACUCGGGCCACCCUGAAUGGAUCGGGUACCAGGCACUGUUCGGUAUCGGACUGGGUCUGGGCAUGCAGCAACCGAUGAUCGUGGCACAGACUGCACUCAAGGUCGAGGAUGUGCCCAGCGGCACAGCAAUCGUGAUGUUCUCGCAGACGCUCGGCGGCGCGGUCUUCGUGUCCGUCGCCCAAAACGUGUUCCAGAACCAACUCGUCCAGAACUUCGCCCGAUAUGCUCCGGAUGCCAAUGCCCCCAAGCUCAUGUCCGCUGGGGCCACGAUGUUGCGGUCCGUUGUGUCUGGGUCGCAGCUGCAGCGAGUGGAAUUUGCGUACAAUGAUGCCAUCACGCAGACCUUUUAUGUUGCCGUGGCCAUGGGCGCCCUGUCGUUAGUUGGGCCCAUUUUCAUUGAGUGGAUCUCGGUCAAGGGCAAGAAGGUCGAGGUGGCGGCAGUUUGA